AAUAACUAUUUGUGUCCAAUCUGGGCCAAAGUAGGCCAUUGCAGGAUUAAUGCUGCUUUUAUGUCGAAGAAUUGCAAGAAGUCCUGCUCACAGUGCACCAGUGGAGGUAAAGAGGAAGAAAAGGUUAAUUGUGACGACAAUAACUAUUUGUGUCCAAUCUGGGCCAAAGUAGGCCAUUGCAGGAUUAAUGCUGCUUUUAUGUUGAAGAAUUGCAAGAAGUCCUGCUCACAGUGCACCAGUGGAGGUAAAGAGGAAGAAAAGGUUGAUAUAGUUGAUGAAAAGUGUGACGACAAUAACUAUUUGUGUCCAAUCUGGGCCAAAGUAGGCCAUUGCAGGAUUAAUGCUGCUUUUAUGUUGAAGAAUUGCAAGAAGUCCUGCUCACAGUGCACCAGUGGAGGUAAAGAGGAAGGAGAGGUUGAUAUAGAUUGUCUGGAUGGAAACACGCACUGUAAAGAUUGGGCAGAAAGUGGAGAAUGUCACAGGAACCCAGGCUAUAUGCUAAAUAACUGCAAAAAAUCCUGUAAUAAUUGUGGACAGAAUAGCCAAUCCUAUGGUGCUGAACCUUGUGCAGAUGAGAAUAGCAAAUGUGGAGCUUGGGCCAAGAUGGGUGAAUGUAAAUCAAACCCAGAAUAUAUGCUUUUCUACUGCAAGAAGUCAUGUCAAGUUUGUAAGUGAAGCAAAUCUGUUGACAGUUAAAUAACAUUUGCAAUUUCAGUAUCUUGAAAUAUCUUGUUUCAUAUGAAA
Molecule: messenger RNA, 744 nt
Organism: Octopus sinensis (East Asian common octopus)
Lineage: Eukaryota; Metazoa; Mollusca; Cephalopoda; Octopoda; Octopodidae
Product: putative tyrosinase-like protein tyr-3
Exons: 5
Coding region: 61-675 (204 amino acids)
Source: RefSeq, a predicted model, not a curated record